AGUCGUAGUUGGCCGGAAGUGUAGGAGAAUAUUUCCCUCUAGCUGAUAUGGCGGACAGGAGGCGGCGGAGGAGACGAGCGUCCCAAGAUAGCGAGGGGGAGGAAGAAGAGGAAGAGUCGGGGAGUGAUAGUGUCGGCUCCGGGGGAGAGUCGGGGGCGCCGGUCAGACAAGAGAGAAGUGAACAAGGGAACAGGAAAGCGGAGCCGCCGAGAGAAGGGAAAGAAUCCGAGUGUGAAAGUGAGGAUGGCAUUGAAGGAGACGCUGUUUUGUCGGACUAUGAGAGCGCAGACGAGUCUGAAAUUGUUCCUACUAAGGAGGUCGAGGAGGCUCACUACAAUGAAGAAGAGCCAUUGAAGGCGACAUUGAAACAGGAGAACAAUGUGGAGGAGGCACCUGCUGCAAGAGACCAGAAACCUAAAUCUAAGGGAACAGUGACAGGGGAGCGCCAGAGCGGGGACGGGCAGGAGAGCAACGAACCAGAAGAGGAUAAGGCCAUUCAGAAGUCUCAGAAGCAGCUGGAUGACGACGAAGACCGGAAGAAUCCGGCUUACAUCCCUCGCAAAGGGCUUUUCUUUGAACAUGACCUGCGUGGACAUGUCAAUGAUGAGGAAGUCAGGCCAAAGGGUCGACAUCCACGCAAACUGUGGAAGGAUGAGGGGAGAUGGGUACAUGACCGGUUCCAUGAAGAUGAACAGGCCCCCAAGUCUCGCGAAGAGCUUAUAUCUAUAUACGGUUAUGAUAUUCGAUCCUCUAAAAACCCUGAGGAAAUCCGCCCCAGACGGCCACGAAAACCCAGAUUUAGCAGCCCCUCAAGGAGAGAGGAGAACAACGAGAAGGCUAGUUGGCCUUUAAAUCGGUACCAGGAUUCUGGUGAUGCUCAACCUCUCCGGCCGUACACCAAUCGUAGUGCACCUCCCUCUAACAAAGUUGUCCCCUCCAGGACUUACUCCCGGCAGGGUGGAUAUAAAGAGAACCGGGCCAGUUACCAAUCAGAGGAAGAGGCUUCACUUCACACAUAUGAGCGUAGACAGGACUAUGGUGGGCACAGAGCACGCAGCUCAGAGCAAGGUCCACCCCCUCCUAGAGAGUUCUCACCUGAAGCAGACCCUAUCGUCAAGGAAGAAGCAGUCAUUGAGAAGCAAGCUGCAGAGCCAUCUCCACCACCUCCAGACAGACCAGUGGAGAAGAAAUCCUAUUCUAGGGCUAGAAGGAGUCGGAUCAAAGUUGGCGAUACAGGAAAGAGCAUGGAGGACACUACAGCUGCUGAACUACCCCCACCACCUCCGAUGCCCCCCGCCGUUGCUGCUGAGUUUACCCCUGCACCACUUAAUGUGAAGCAAGGCAACUGGGAGCCUCCUGCAGAGGGUGGAAUGUCUGGAAUUGACGAGGCGUUGUCCCAGAUGAACCUGACGGAGCAGAGCUGGAAUCAAGGACAGCCCGCAUACAUUUCCCCUCGUGGCAUUCCUAAUCCCAUGCACAUGGGUAAUGGCCCGCCGCAGUAUAGUCGUAUGGAAGGCAUGGCAGUUCAAGGUGGCCGUGUCAAGAGGUAUUCUUCCCAGCGUCAGAGGCCUGUCCCAGACCCUGCAGCCAUGCACAUCAGCCUCAUGGAAAGUCAUUAUUAUGAUCCACUCCAGUUCCAGGGACCAAUAUAUACUCAUGGUGACAGCUCAUCCUCAAUGCCCCCUCAGGGUAUGAUAGUACCACCGGAAAUGCACCUUUCUCAUCCAGGCAUGCACCCACAUCCGUCUCCUGCUACCAUGUCUACCCCAAAUCUUUACCCUGCUCCAGUCUCUCUCCCACCUGGCCAGCAACCACCCCAGCAGCUCCUUCCUCCUCCAUAUUUUCCCGCUCCACCCAAUGUCAUGAAUUUUGGGAAUCCCACCUAUCCGUAUCCUCCGGGAGCUCUGCCUCCACCACCAGCUCAUCUGUACCCAAAUGCACAGGCUCAGUCCCAGGUGUAUGGAGGGGUGACUUAUUAUAACCCUGUACAGCAGCAAGUACAGCCGAAGCCUUCUCCUCCAAGGCGGACCUCUCAGCCUGUCACCAUCAAACCCCCACCACCAGAGGAAAACCGACACCUGAAGAUGAACGAGAAAAUCAACUCGUAACCCGGGAGCCUGUCUGCCCUGAAUCUAAACCUGAGAAGACUCUAUGCUCAUUCCUGUACAUUACUCCCUCCUGUAUGUCCCAUUACACUCAAAGACCAUCCUGGUUGCAAAACGUGUACUUCCUCCAACUACGGGGGUGGUUCGACUUCUAACAGGGCCUCUAUAUUAGAUGUGUCCAAAUUAAGGCAUUAGUAAGGGGGGCAUGAAAUGAAAACUGCUGAUUAAGAGGUUUGUUUUUAUUUUGUAAAUGCCAGUGAGUCUGUAAGAGAUUUAACAAAUGUGACUGAUGUUCUGUGUCAUUAUCGCAGGACCAGGGCUGAAAGCAAUGAAUUUAGCAGCAGUUCAGGGUUUUCUUCCCCUUGGCCAAAAGGUCUUAUUUACCGCAAGUGUUAACCCAUGUUUGUGGUGAGAGAUGUGAAGAAUUUAAUUUGCCGUAUCUUUCCCACUGACUCUGCUGCCUAAAGGUUACAAUAUAUUUUAUUCCGAGUCUUUUUCUUGACAUUGACCUUAACAGACUGUGAUGGCUUUUAUUUUUAAUUUUUAUGUCCUGUGUGUUUAUUUUGUUUUUCUUUUAAAAACUGUAUUUUUGUGAACUGCUUAAAGAAGUUAGUAAACGUUUUUUUUUUUUGGGAGAUUUCCUCCUCGAACCACA
Molecule: messenger RNA, 2760 nt
Organism: Xenopus laevis (African clawed frog)
Lineage: Eukaryota; Metazoa; Chordata; Amphibia; Anura; Pipidae
Gene: casc3.L
Product: CASC3, exon junction complex subunit L homeolog
Biological process (GO): mRNA processing
Cellular component (GO): perinuclear region of cytoplasm; nucleus; nuclear speck
Molecular function (GO): RNA binding; mRNA binding
Source: RefSeq, marked provisional